UCUGCAAUUUCCAGAUAGCACAGUGUCUGCAGACAGACAGACACUCAGAUCCUGCUGCUGCAGCCACUCAGCCCGCUCAGCUUUCCCUGAUUCAGGCCCGGUGUUUAGAAAGGAUUCCUCGUGACCCAACUUGCCAGGAAAUGCAGCUCCCUACUUUGGUUGUCUGAGGCCCGGGCCGAGCUGAAAGCGUGGCAGGAUUCUACCACCAGCUGCCCCUGCCAACCAUGGCGACAGGGGCAAAUAAUUCCUCUCGUGUGGACUCUGAGUUCCGAUACACCCUCUUCCCGAUUGUUUACAGCAUCAUCUUUGUGCUGGGCGUCAUCGCCAACAGCUAUGUGCUAUGGGUCUUUUCCUGCCUGUACCCUUCCAAGAAACUCAACGAGAUAAAGAUCUUCAUGGUGAACCUCACCGUGGCUGACCUGCUCUUCUUGGUCACUCUGCCCCUGUGGAUCGUCUACUACCACAACCAGGGCAACUGGAUUCUCCCCGAAUUCCUGUGCAACCUGGCUGGCUGCUUCUUCUUCAUCAACACCUACUGCUCAGUGGCCUUCCUGGCUGUCAUCACUUACAACCGUUUCCAGGCAGUGACCCAGCCCAUCAAGACAGCUCAGGACACCACCCGCAAGCGUGGUUUCUCCGUGUCCCUGAUCAUCUGGGUGGCCAUUGUGGCUGCGGCAUCCUACUUCUUCAUCCUGGACUCCACCAAUGUGGUGCCCAACAAGACUGGCUCAGGCAACAUCACACGUUGCUUUGAGCAUUACGAGAAGGGCAGCAUGCCUGUCCUCAUCAUCCACGUCUUCCUUGUGUUCAGCUUCUUCCUUGUAUUUCUCAUCAUCUUCUUCUGCAACCUGAUCAUCAUCCGCAGGCUGCUCAUGCAGCCGGUGCAGCUGCAGCACAACGCAGAAGUCAAGCACCGCGCGCUGUGGAUGGUCUGCACGGUCUUGGCUGUGUUCAUCAUAUGCUUUGUGCCCCACCACAUUGUGCAGCUGCCCUGGACCCUGGCUGAGCUGGGCUUCCAGAACAGCAGCUUCCACCAGGCCAUCAACGACGCCCAUCAGGUCACUCUCUGCCUUCUUAGCACCAAUUGCGUUUUAGACCCCAUCAUCUACUGUUUCCUCACCAAGAAGUUUCGCAAGCACCUCACUGAGAAGUUCUAUAGCAUGCGCAGCAGCCAGAAAUGCUCCCGGGCCACCUCGGAGACUGGCACUGAAGUGGUCAUGCCGCUCAACCACCUCCCUGUCCAUUUCCUCAAAAAGUAGUCCCUGAUUGUUGGGGCCAGGCCCAGAGCCUUCUCCUCCAUGGACAUCACAGACUGACCUGGGGGAUGAAGGGGUCUCUGCUGUGGUCUGGGCAUCUCCUCCCUGGGCACAAGUGGCUCUUUAAGUAUGGAGGCUACUUCACCAAGGUGGGGGUGAUGGCCAGGCCAGACUGCUGGGAAAUCCAGGACUUGAAUGUGCUUCAUCAGCCACCUUGGGGCACACGCAUAAUAACCUUGGCUGGCAACUUCAUCCGGAAUACCUGAGUCUGAUAGCUCUGCAGGGAAUGUCAGGGCCCAGGGCAGACCUUGGGGGUAGACUCCGAGCCACCCUGUUUACCCUACCAAGGCAGCUGCCCUGAGCCAGUAUGGCCUGAAGUUUUGGACAACAACGACCUUUGCUACUAUAAAGGCAGAGAAGAGGGUUUUGGGAAAGAGAUCCUCCCCUGGUUGUGUGGUGGUGUCUCUGGGGGAGACUUUUGAGCUAGGAUCGUGCCAUCUUGUCUCCAUUUCGAGGCACAAGAUCUUUGUGACACUUCUUAGGGGACGUGGCUCAGUGGAACCUUUUCCCACUCAUCCAACAACCUGUCCUGAAUGGUGCCAGAGGGGAUAAGACAUGCUCGGGUCAAAAGCUAGGAUGGGGAGAUUGUCUCCUGAGGCAAAUGUGUCUCUCCGCAUAGGCCUUGGGUCAGCUCUGGGGGACCGGGAGAGACACAACUGCCACAUCCAUCUGUCUCAACAGUGGAUCCUGGUGAAUUACCUCCCGCGGGGCAGCUCCCCACUGUGGGUGGGCAGAGGCCCCUCAAAGCCAAAUUGGGGGCAUCCGCGGCACCAUGACGCUCAGAGGUUUCAUGAGAAAGGGCACUUGGGUGGAGAAGUACCUGUGUGUGGGUGAGGCCUCCAGAGUGAGAGGAGCCUGUCAGGUCUCAUCUACCACCUAGCUUUCUGGGGCAGGGAGGUGUGGGGGGCGGGUGGGGAGCCCUCCUAAUUUAGCUUCCAGAAAGUGAGAGGAGCUGUUAUAAUCCCAAGGGCCAGCAGGCACUUUGAGUUUUGGGUGCAGAAAAGAGGUGUCACCUUCUCUUGAAGAUCUCUAGAUGCAUCCUUGUGAUUUUAGGCAAAUAUAUUCAGAUGAGCUUCCUCUCACACCCUGAGCACCUGCAGUGUGACUCUGGCAGCCACAGACCCAGGGGCUUGGAGGAGACUACCCUGGAGCCCUGUGGUCCUUCUGAGACAACUUCCUCCCUUCCAGCCACAAUCCCUGUACUGUUUGUUUCCUUGUUUCCUAUCUACUGGGCUGAUUUUGAUAAAUGCUUCCCCAUGGGCCAGUAACCUGCUUGGGUCUGGGAUGGUAGCUGUGGGCUGAACUCAGCUGAUGGUGACUAGGUGGAAACCGCAGCAGACUUUGAGCUUUGGUGUCACACAGACCCAGGUUCAAGUCUUAGCUUUGUCACUUCCUACCGAGGGACUGUGAGCUGAAUUUCCUACCUCAUAAGGUUGUUAGGAGCGGCGAAUGCUGAGGCAGAUACCUCUUGGUCAGGGUGAUUGCUCAUCCCAGAUUCUCCCUUUUUCUGAGAAUGUGUUCCCCUUGAUCCUCUGAUAAGAGCUGAACGGAUGAGAUGCAGGCAUCUGGCUCUAGGUGGGCCAGUCCGGUUCUCUCUCUCAGGAAUAAGCAGCCAGAUUCAGAGGUGCUAUUUCAGGCUCUGCAGGUCACUAACCUGAAGACAUACAAGUCUGGAGUUGUGACUGUGUGUGUGUGUGUGUGUGUGUGUGUGCUCCUCUAUGUGUAUGAAGUGGGGCAGGGGAAGGUGGGUGACCUGCUCAGAGAGAAGAUGGAAAUGUGCAGAGCAAAGCAGAGACCAGAGGGAGACCAGAAGUCUGGAGAGAGGAGGGCAAGUGCUUCCAGGGCCUGCUGCCCUCUUCCUCCGGGCCAGACCGUCUCAAAGCCCAACAUCUGCAUUCCUUCCUUUGGGUCCUAUGAGAUUCCCUCAUCAGGAUGCAUUCUCUUAUUUUGCUUAAGCCUAUUUGAGUGACUUUUUAUGACUUGCAUCUCAUCUCUGAAUAAGAUGAAUGCUUAGAUGCUAAAGCGCAGUGUUUCUUGCAUUUCAGUCAUUUGCGUACUCCCCAUACACAAUUUUUCAAUACCCAUGUGCCAUCUGUAUGUUUACUUAAUAAAUAUUUUGCUCUAAA
Molecule: messenger RNA, 3442 nt
Organism: Callorhinus ursinus (northern fur seal)
Lineage: Eukaryota; Metazoa; Chordata; Mammalia; Carnivora; Otariidae
Gene: PTAFR
Product: platelet activating factor receptor
Biological process (GO): G protein-coupled receptor signaling pathway; chemotaxis
Cellular component (GO): membrane
Molecular function (GO): platelet activating factor receptor activity; G protein-coupled purinergic nucleotide receptor activity
Source: RefSeq, a predicted model, not a curated record